Molecule: messenger RNA, 1176 nt
Organism: Trichoderma aggressivum f. europaeum
Lineage: Eukaryota; Fungi; Ascomycota; Sordariomycetes; Hypocreales; Hypocreaceae
Exons: 1
Coding region: 1-1176 (391 amino acids)
Molecular function (GO): FAD binding
Source: RefSeq, a predicted model, not a curated record
AUGUCUGCUGCCAAGCCAAUUCUGAUUUCAGGCGGCGGCCUUUCAUCGCUGCUGCUGGCCCAAUCCCUGCGCCGAUCCAAGAUACCCUUCAGGAUAUUCGAGCGCGAUGCGUCAUUUAUUUUCCGAGCUCAAGGGUACCGACUAAGGUUAUCUACAGAAGGACUUGAGGCCAUCGAAUCUGUCCUUGAUCCCCAAACAUGGCAGAAAUUCUGGGAUAAGUGCGGAAAGACCGGCGGUAGCGGUUUCACUGCAAUGGAUGCCAUAACGGGAGAAGAAACGGAACAUACUGCUCCCGAAGCUUUGGCUUCACGAGGCGGCAAAAUUGUGGGCAUCGCCCGGGGAGAUAUGCGUAAGGUGUUUGCAGAGGGCUGCGAAGAACACAUUGAAUGGGCCAAAAACGUAACCGGCUAUGAAUUAACUGACAGCGGGGUUGUUGCUAUAUUUUCCGACGGAUCCAAGUCAAUCGAAGGCUCUAUGCUCGUUGGGGGCGAGGGUAUCUACUCCAAGGUCGCGAAGCAGCUCUCCGGCGGAAGACUCAAGGUCUACGACACAGGCGCUAGGGGAAUACACGGACAGGCCCCCACGACCGCGUUCAAGGGUCUGGGAGAAGGAGUCUUCACCGUGCGGGAUAAGACCCGGCCCGACGGUGCCGUGUUCAUCAUCACCAACAUUCGCCCUGAUCAAAUGGACGACCCCAACAUUGAGUUUGGAUGGACAAUGGGAGGCCAGCCAGGUGUAAUCCAGGUCCCCAACGACGAUUACAGCAUCGUGGGCAAACAGGCUGCUGACAUCGCCAAGUCACUUGUGAAGAAUUGGCAUCCGCGAUUCAAGCCCUUGUUUGAUGAGAUGAUCGAGUCCGAAGCGGCAUUUUGGAAGAUUACGUGCUCGACUCCAUCAGGUGUACCAGAAUGGCCAAACGAACCUCGUGUGACAGUCAUAGGGGACGCCGUACACUCAAUGACACCCGCGGGAGGAAUUGGGGCGAAUACUGCCGUUCAGGAUUCUGCGCUGCUAGGAAGAUUACUGGGUGAGGCUGGAGGCUAUGAACCUGGCAUUACGGCUGCCUACGAAAAAGAAAUGAGGAUUUAUGGCAGCAAAGCUGUUCAUCAGAGCUAUACGACGGCAGUCAGUUCGUUUGGCGUUAAAAUUGACGAAGCGACCAGUCCAACUGUCUAG